AUGGAUGAGCAUCGAGGUCAUGGACGGGGAUCAUACAUAUGGGGCAGGAGCGUCCAUAACACUCGUGUUGAGCGCCUAUGGUACGACUUCACCCGUGGGGUAGGCCAGAAGUGGAAGAACUUUUUCCUUCAGCUCGAACACAACGCCGGUCUCCAUUGUUCGCGCCCUGCACACAUCUGGCUUGUUCACCAUCUCUUUUUGGCAAACAUCAACGUGGAUGUCCAGGACUGGGCCGCAUCCUGGAACAAUCAUUCCCUCCAUGAGCGGCACGUUGCAGACCGCUCCCGCAGCCCUCGCGACCGCUUCAUCUUUGGAAUGAUUGAGAAUGGGCCACGGGGUAUCAGCAAUCACCAGGAACUCCGUGUCCAGCGACGCGAAGCACUCCCUGAUACUGUUGAUGACCCACAGGCCUAUGGGAUCGACUGGGAUGUCCUGGAUGAUCCCAUGCUCAUGGCGCACCAUCUUGCCAACAACCCGGACGAGUGGGAGGCGGCAAACCCAUUCUCUCCAGGGUACACUCGGCCCAGCGAGUUGUCUGUGGUCGAAUGCGAGGCACCAAACUGCCCCUUUACGCCCGCUGAGGUGGCUGCUUUUGAUGCAGAGCUUGCACUCCGCGUUAACCGCACGACUCGGGAUAUGGGGAUUUGCCGCUUAGUGUGGGUGGAGGCUCUUAGGAUAUGCCAGCAGAUGUACACCAUCAAUCCUGAGUAA
This is a messenger RNA of Rhodofomes roseus, 711 nucleotides long. RefSeq lists its product as uncharacterized. The transcript is spliced from 3 exons. The record is from RefSeq and is a predicted model, not a curated record. The coding region runs from base 1 to 711 and encodes 236 amino acids. NCBI's taxonomy places the organism in Eukaryota, Fungi, Basidiomycota, Agaricomycetes, Polyporales, Fomitopsidaceae.